GAGACGAGGAGUCUAAUUCGUUUGGAUGUGGAGAUUAUUGAUUUUUUUUUUUUUUACCGUUGAACUAGUGUGUAUGAAUAAAACCGCAGCCGCUCACUGUUAAUAAAUCCACGUUCUGCAGUAACCCUCGGAGAUCUUAUUUUCUUUAAUCUGGUCAUUACAGUAUUAACAUUCAUUUAUUUGGCAUACACUUUUGUCUAAUGUGGCGUACAACUGAUGAUAGUAAUACAUGAGUAAUUCGAGGAUGCAGCUUUAAUGGUGCUGAGGUAUUACGUUAACGGUUGAGCACAUCCGGUGGCGAUGUGCUCUGAGGCGCACUGCACCUCGGAAUCCAGUCGCAGCGUGGCUGGCUUGCGCGGCCAAAAUGGCGGCCGAGAGUGCAGCGGAGAGCUGUACUAGCGCUUCGUCCGCCACCUUCAAAUCCUCUCUGGACCGCCGCUUCCAAGCAGUGUCAAACACCGCCGACUCCAUUCAGGGGUUGUCUGCUUGGUGUAUAGAGAACAAGAAGCACUACAGCCUAAUCGUGCGGCACUGGAUGAAGUGGCUGAAGAAAUCGGCGGCUGCCCACAGGUUAAACCUGUUCUACCUUGCCAACGAUGUGAUCCAGAACUGCAAGAGGAAAAACGCCAUUGUGUACCGCACAUCCUUUGCUGAGGUGCUUCCGCAGGCAGCUCUACUGGUGCGGGAGUCAAAGGUGCGCAGGUCUGUGGAGAGGAUCCUGACUAUCUGGUCCGAGAGGAACAUCUACCCCCAGGAGCUGAUCUCGGACCUUAGAGCCAGCCUGGCUAACAAAGGGACCCCUGCAGUGCCAGUCAACCCCAAAGCCCCUCUAAAGGCCAAGAUUGUAGCAGAAUUUGUGCCACAGGCCUUCAGGCAGCAGCUUUCAGCAUACAGGAGCUCACAGCAGGUGGCCGAGCUGAAGGAGAAGCAGCUGGCUGCCCUGAAAAUGGACAUCUGCAGCACCAACGCCUUUAAGAGGCUAAAGGACAAGGAAGGUGGUAAGAAGUUUUCCAGGGACUUUGAGAAUGAUAAUAGAAAAGUACAGGAGUUUGUGGGCUUCCUCGAACAGCAAGUGAAGGAAGGGCACCACCUGCUGGAGUGGAUGAACAAUGCAGAUGUAUUCUAUGAAAUGCAGUACAGGGAGGUCAAGAUCAUCGCAAAAGCCUACACUUCCUUUGCCAGCCGUGUUUCAAACCUGAAGCAGAAGCUGGAUGCUCUCAAGUCAACACUUCCGAAUUUAGACAGCUCGCCUGUGCCCUCACCCUUGGAAGAUGCGCCAUCCCCCGCUGACUCUGAGUCACCUUCCCAUGGCAACGGUGAGGCAGUGCCAGAGCCAGUGCCCAGGGAUCGUGGGAGCCGCUGUGUCCUGGGAGGCGCCCUGUCAGCGGUUGGCCUUGCACAUGGGCAGUGGGACAAUAGGGAUGUGGAAGACAUGGAGCUGUGUGAGGGAGAGGAACCAGAGGGUACAUCUAUCAUAGUUGAGCGGCAUAUGGAGAAGCCACUCCCCAUGAGUGCUCAGAUGUUACUGCCAGCCAGGGCGGCUAAAAGCACACAUGAAGCUCUGCCUCCCAGUGCCCCUGCACUGACAGCGCCCCUCAGCCUAGCCAACGUGGACCUGGGCAAGAUCAGCUCCAUCCUCAGCAGCCUCACCUCUGCCAUGAAGGGUGCUGGAAUGGGUUCUGUCCCUCUCCAGAGCCCCCAUUCUGCUCGUGGCCCUGCCCCCGCCCCUGCAGCAGGUGGCUCCCUGGCCAGCCUGCUGUCCCGCGUGGACACCAGCCCCCAGGGCCUCCUGAGCGCCCUCUCCAGGACACAGGGCCGUGGUGCCGAGCUGCAGGAUGUGCCGUCCCUUCAGCAGGUUCCAGCUGUGGGCUCCUCCCCUGUGGCCCCAAGCUCUGGGUCUGUGUCACCCCCAGUCAGCAGCAGCCACACUUCCCCUAAGGAUUUGUGUUCCCCAUCAGGUCGGGACUGUGCCAGGCCACUUGGCCUAGAACCCGGAGCCCCGGGUGACCAAGGCAAGGAGCAGGAGCCCAGCCCCGAUGGGUCAUCCCCUCCCUCAAAUCUGGAAGCCAAAAUACAAAAGUUCCUUCAAGGAAACCCUGGCUUUGCUCUGAAUGGGUCAGCCUUGCGUGGGGGGAGCCCAUUGCCUAUCGCUGAGAACGCAGAAGGCACCCCCCUGCGUGACGAAGAGGGAGGAACGCCCACGCAGGACGAGGAGAUGGAGCAGCCUGCCGCAGGGCUGGCCGGGCGAGGAGGUAGUGGCGCCCCUGCCUGGCGGGCAGAGUCCCAGCAGCAUAGCCAGAGCAUUGAGACGUGGGUUACCUCUGCUCCUAGCGUGGGGGCAGAAGCUGAAUGCAGACAGGUGGGCAUUUGGAGCAGCGGCUGCUCUGCGAAGGGUCUGUCCUCACUGGCUGCGCACACGGGACGGGGUGCUCCCCUACCUGUCCCAAAGCCCCCCUGUGAGGGAAGGCAGUCUGCAGCAUGCACAGGUGAAGCCCCACCUCAGCAUCCACCAUCUGCUUUUUUCAGCAAGCCACUGCCUCCGAUUCCCACACUGCCCCCACCACCCCUACAAUUCCUUUCCCGUCCUGCCCAGGGCCAGAAGUACGGCAGACCUACUCCCCCUAGAACAGAGCAGAGAGCCUAUGUGGGGGGUAGAAGCAGUGUGGUUCAUGGAGGCCCUCCUCCCUGGAUAGGCAGCGGUAUGGAAAGUGGUCAGGGGUGCCCCCCCCCUCCCACUGCCCUCUCCUGGCCUAGGGUCCCCCCUUCCCAGUUACCUGCCCGGUCCCCCGGGCCCCUUCACCCUCCCUAUGGAACACAUUCUGGGCCUACUUUACUCCCACCCAUGCGCUCUUAUUUUAGUGCCCCCCCCAAAAGGGGGCCACCUGACACCCCCAGGCGACCUUUCUUACCCCAUCAGCACUGAUACUUUCGGUGAAACCUCUGAGUAAAUGGAUAAUUAAAAAGAUAUAUUUGGGUGGAGUGAGCAGAGUUGCAGGUUUAGCUCAGGAAGCCUCACUUAAGAAUGAGUACUGCACACAUUUAGUUCCUGUUAUGCUGGACAGCCAAUGGAAAUGUCCUCCCACAGUGCCAUUAAAAAUUUCGAGUUGAAAAGCUUGGCACUUUUUAGAUACAUGUUUAUCUUGGUCAAUUGGGGGGGGGGGGGUGUUUAAACUCGCUUAGUCACACCCACAAACAGAGGCUUCAUUGCAUCUUUUCCAAUGCUGUUUGUGUGUCUGCAGCUCUGAGGUGCUCUGAUGUUGCGCUGCCACACCUGCAUGUGUUGGCAGCACCAGGCUAAUAUAAAGUUCAUCACUUACUAGCCAAACAUGUGUGAUUCAGCCUUAUCCAGUUUGGCCCCUUUGUCUAUGCCCUUCCCGUCAGGGCGAUCUCCUGACUUUGAAAGAAACUGAGACAGAAUGUGCAGUACUUGCGUGUUCACGUCAGACAUGGUGAAUUUGCACACCUGUUUCUCUGAUUUUUAUGAAAAGAAUCAUUCACUUUUAUAGUCUCUCUAAAAAUUGUUAUUGCAAUAUAUAAUUGCAUUUUAAAUUUAUUGAUUCUCAGUCGUGCCUUUUCAGCAAUUUCAUAAGUAUUUUUCUUGCCAUCCACAUUCAUGCUCCAGCUGGCAUCUGCAUGCCUUUAAGCUGGUGUCAUUACUGAAAGUGACAAAUUGGUAGGAAAGUACAGUGAAAUGCUGAAACAAGCCUCUUACUCCCUGCGUUAGUUGACUUAGGCAUUUUGCAGAGUCGCUGAUUGGUUCACGGUACAAUUAAAGUGGCCCUAUUCUAGUAUGAGCCCCAGACAAUGUAAAUAUCUGACACCAUCAUGCUGUAUACUGAGUAGCUUUCCAGAGUGGUUGCUUUUUCCCUGCACAGAGCACAUUUACAGUACUACAAUAAAAAGGACCCUUGACAACCUGUGGCUUCAAACUCUUUAGGCUUUUUUUUUUAAUAUAAACACUAACAAAAAUCUGGAAGCUGUAAAAAACGUGCUGGAUCAAAUGUGUCCACUUUUCAUGUUUUUCAUCUGUCUUCCUUUUGUUCCCUUCAUUGUUUGCACACAUCUUUGUCACAAACAUACACACACUGCUUGUGUCGCUCCCGGCCAGUUCUGUUUACAUCUCCCUCAGAACCUGUCACUGUUUGAGGUCAACAGUUUUUCCGUGUGAGGGUUCUUACAGCCACAUGUGUUAAGCACCGUGUGCUUUUGUCUGCGCAACUUAUAUACAGCACUGAUCAAAAUUGAAUGACAUUCUUGUAGUUUACAAAGUGAUUGCUUAUGCAAAUUUGCUGUUAUCUUAACAUGAAUAGAGGAAAUGUAUUUUAAUUGUACUUCAGUGAACACUAUUUGAGAUCACAACAUAAAUGGUUUAAACAAGAAAUUUGAAGGCUGCUUAUGAUCAAAAUUAGAAAACAAUUUCUUUGCUUCUACUUUGGUUGUAAUGUGAACUAUCUGCCAAUCCUAAUCUAUUGACAACAUUAGUAGGCAUUUUACAAGAUGACUGGCCUCUCCAAGGUGACUGACACCCUGCAACAUCAGAUUCUGAAGGCUGAUAGGUGAUCCUCUUGCCCACCGGAAGAGAACUUACUCAUUCUCCGAUAUUGAAGCUGUACAAAGAAAUCAAGUCAUUCAAGUCUUGAAAAAGGCACGUCGCCCACGUAAGAUGGACCUGUGAGAGUACAGGAUAAUAUGGAGAUUCUUGGUGAGGGGUCUGUUCAACACCACAGCUGGAAUUGCUUGCUGAUUCAAAGCUGGACAGGGCAAGAAUUUGUCUCGACAGGGUCUCAUUGCCAGAGGGAAUUUGGACUGAAAGCUCACAGUGACCAAGCCACUCGGCAAGAAGAAUUAAAAGACUAGACUAACCUUUGCUGGGAGUUCAUUUGGUAGACAAAAGUACUGCUCCAAAAUUCAUGGCAGCAUUGAAAGUGUCGAACUGGGGAAAGAUUUCAAUGAAAGUGUGAAGAAGACAGUAAAUUUCAGAGGGGGAAGCAUCAUGGUGUGGAGGAUGUGUUCUGCAGGAGCAGUAGGACCUUUUAUAUUCUUAGGUGAAGGUGUGCCAGAACUAGGCUUGGGAAGUGUCUGUUUUUUAUACCAUCAUACCAUCAUACCUUCUAGACGUUACCCAGUAUACGGUAUAUAACUAUAAAUAAAAAAACACGUAAGUCAUGUAGGCUACGGUAAACUCCAGAAGCAGAGAUACCGUAUAAGGGCUUAUCGGUGUGGAAGCUGAGCAGUAGAGAAAUGAGGAGAUGCCUCCUUUUUGAAGUAUUAAAAAGAUUAGCGUUUAAUUCACACUGUCACUGCCUGAUCUGUUGCUGCAUGUGCCCUAUGUUUCACACAUGCUGCAACAGUAUGCCGCAUUUUGUUCUUGUGGCAUUAUCCUACGCAUGCAUGUGUAAUAAUAGGUAUAAAUAUGGAGUUACCCCCUUUGCAGUUAACAGCUGCCACUCUUCUAGGAAGGCUUUCCACAAGAUUUUGGAGUGUGUCUGGGAAUUGUUUUCCCAUUCAUCCAGAAGAACAUAUGUGAGAUCAGGUUCUUCCACAGCAAACUCAUCAAAAUGUGUCUUUAUUGCCCUUACUUUGUGCACUGGGGCCCAAUCAUACUGGAAAAGAAUAGGGCCUUCCUCCAACUCUUCCCACAAAGUUGGAAGCAUAGAAUUGUCCAAAAUGUCUUGGUUUGAUGAAGCAUUUUGAAUUCCCUUAACUGGAACUAAAAGGCCUAGUUCAGAACCUGAAAAACAACCCCAUACCAUUAUCCCUCCCAGCAAACUUUAAAGUAGGCACAAUGCAGUCGGGCAGAUAACAUUCUCUAGGCAUCCUCCAAAUCCAAUCUUGUCCAUCAGACUACCAGACAGAGAAGCAUUGAUUCUUCACUUCACAGAAGAUGUUUCCCCUGUUCCAGAGUCUAGUAGCGCCAUGCUUUACACUACUCCAUCCAAUGCUUGGCAUUGCACUUAGUGAUGUGAUUGGCCAUGGAAGCACAUUCCAUGAAGCUCCUGCCGCACAGCUUUGUGGAGAAAGUUGAGAACUCUACAGUUAUUGAGUCAGCAGAGCGUUGGAGACUUUUACGCACAAUGUGACCCCACACUGUUACCUUACAUGGUCUGAGUUUUUUUUUUUUUUUUGUUCUUCAACACUUCCACUUUGCAAUAAUACCACUUAACAUUUGACCGUGGAAGAUCUAGGAGGGAAGACGUUUCACAAACUUUUAUUGCGAUGCUAUUCUGUGACAGUACUAGGCUUGAAUUCUCUUGAACUAUUCAGAACAACCCAUUCUUUUACAGAUGUAUGUAAACCUGCCUGCAUGGCUAAGUACUUGAUUUUAUACACCUGAAUCCAGUUAUUCGGAGGUAUAUUUCAGUACUGUUGUUCAUGUAGUAUAUAUGUUAAAUAAGUUGUAAUAAAUGUUUGGCUCAUUUACAUUUCUUCAGCCAUUCAGUGAUCCUAAUUCUUUCCGUUACUGCCCUUCAUACCCUACCUUGAAUCACAGCCAUUGGGGUUUAUCUGUGCCCUCCUUUAAAUGUUGAGCUGAUUUGGCCACGGCUGGAUGAAUAGCAUUUUCAGCAUCCUCCUUGUAUGUCUGUGGUGUCUGGGAAUAAUUCUGUCAUUCGGAGCUUUUUCUUUUCAUAGAUCGUUUGUGGGCAGUGGUGUUUUGAUGGUUAGGGAAGCGCACUUGAUUGAUUGUAAUUGAAAGGUUGCAGGUUCGAAACCCCGACCAGCAAGGUACCACCCCCAAGCACUGCUCCCCGGGUGCUGAAUUAGCUGCCCCUGGCUAUGUCACAAUGUGACAUGGGUUAAAUGCAGAGGACACAUUUUAUUGUUAUGUGCUGUGGUUUGUCAAGAAUGAUCACUAAAUUCUCAAAUUCUAAUUCUAAAUUCUUUAACAAGACGACUGUGAAAGGACACAAAGGUGUGUAAAUAGGACACGAUGGGCUGAGGCCCAGCUAUGAGCUGUGCCUAGAAGAUGCCUCAUUGUAACUCUUAUCCAGAAUUCUCUCUUUACUUUUCACUAAGAAGCAAACUUGGUUCACUGUAAUAGAAAGCGAGAUCCUAAAAUAUGUAGAACAGUUUUUAGUCUGUUUAUUAUUACAAAUAUUUACAGUAAACCUAUUGAAACUGUAACCAAGGAAAAUGCACCCACAUCAUUAGCACAGUUAAGUUUCCCUUAACUGUGCUAAUAAAGUGAAGAGGAUUGUCAUUUUCAGCUAGCAUUGUACAGCUGGUUUUAAUAAGGUGUGCAUUUUACAUAUAUGUGACCCAUCACCACGAAAUGAGUCUUAUGGGUGUAAUUCUACCAGUGCAACUUAAGACUCAUUUCGUGGUGAUGGGUCACAAAUGUAAAAUGUGUUGUUUGCUUAGUCAAACGAUAGAGGUCGUUGCUGUUCUUUGGUAACUUUAUGCAACUUUUUGUUCUGUCUGUGAAUUGAUAGUCACACUGUACCAGUCCUUAAUUUCCUACCUCAUUACAGUUUAAAUCAAAUAUUUCUGUCUUUAGAUAUGUUAGGAAGACAUUUUCGAAAGCGGCAAUAUUUUUAAAAAUACGUCUCUUAAAAAUACUCCCAAAAUGAAAUGAUGUUGGAUAGUGGCUCAGUGAGUAGCCCUGUCUCCUCACACCUGGAGCGUUUGGGACUUCAUUCCUGUGUAUGGACCAGAAAGAUGGCUAGGUAUCUCUAAAUGUUCAAAAGUGUGUGAGUGAGGUAGUGUGUCCUGUGUUUCCUCUCAUAAGCUCGAGGCUCUGUACUGCAUGAGGAGUGUGGAAGAUGGAUGGAUAUUUGACAUGAAGUCUAUUGUUUUAUUUCAUUAGGAUUCUGACUAGGAGCUCCUGACCUGUGGAUUUCUGGUUGAAUCGGAAUAUGUGAAACACAGGGCAUUUAAAAAAAUUCUUUUUACCUUAGAAUGAACUACAGCCCUCACCCCUUUCUGACUUCCACAGUUUUCCUUCCCCUACAGUAUGGUUUGUCUAUAUAAUGAUCUCUACAUUACUUAAUGAUUUAGCUUCUUUAAAGAACAGGUCAGUCUCAGCCACUUCGUCUAGUCUGUGAUUCACCCCUGUACUCGUAAUGAAAACCACUGGCAAGUGUUUCAAACUGGCUUUACAAUUAACUCUGUACUGAGCACAUCCACAAGUAUAGUGAUGCCCUGAAUAUUGCUCGCACCAAUUACUUGUUCUCCAUAAUAAAUGGUUCUAAGUUUAGGUCAAGUAACUUAGCAGAAGUCCUUGGGCUUUAUAGGAAGCUCUUCACCUUACAAUUGUGGUCUGUCAUUUGAUUUGUAUUGAAACAGCACUGCAUGUAGGCACUGCAUUCCUACAUGUCCUUUAAUUCCUCUUCUUCCUGUUCUCCACUUUACUUAGACCUCUUGUUCUGUAGCAUUUUUCUCAUUUCUCUUCUGGCCCCUACUGAAUUACAGGCAACUGCAGUAUCUGCGCAUUCAUCACUGCUGCACCACAAAGCCUUAUUUAAACUUAUUCUUAGAGGUGUGAAAGUGCGCCCCAUUCCCACAGGUAAUAAGUAAUGAUACUAAGCUGGUAUUUAUAUUUUAUAUAAAUUAAUACAUUAAUAUCUAACAAACUCACAAAGUGCUAUCCGUUACUUUCUUUAUACGUCUAGUCAAAAAUGCUUUAUUACUGAGACCUAAUUGCAUUAAUUAUAAACAAAGCUGUAACCACAGCUGGAAAUAUGUAGUAAUGCUAAUGUGACUGAAACACCUAUUAUUGUUAAAGUGUCAUUGAAAUAGUCUCACAUGGUUCUCAAAAGUGAAGAUGGUACUGAGUAAAUGACAGUGUCGGGUAUGGUAACAGUAGAGGCACUGCAUUAAUCACUGUCAUUUAUUGUGAGUGUAGAGGCAGUGUGUUAAUGACUUUGUUACGGUAGUGUAAGAUUUAUUUUUUUUGUUUUACAGUUUCUCUUUUUGACAAUAUCCGCUAAAAGCAAGCUCAGUGACGACGGUAUAAAGGCACUUCUGCCACCCACAGGACUUGAAAAGCAAUGACUCUUCUCAGAAUUAUAGGACUGCAGGUUCCAGGGCAAUGACAAGGUUGGGAAGUGGGAGCAAUGGUGUCCUCUACAGACAGGCAUACUGCCGAACCUGAAAGGACUUCAGGAUACGUCUUGGAGGUGCGUGCUGGGGUUUGGAUACACACUGGUUUUAAAAGCACCAAUUAACUCCAGGGGAAACCAGUUUGAAAACAGGGUUCUCCCUGAAGCCACAUGGUAGCUGCUGCUUGCAAUGUUUCGCUUGGAGCCGAGGCAGAUGGACGUCAGGCUUCAUGUUCCACUCUCUGAAGGCAACCACACUAUGUUGUGUUCUCAGCCUUAUCAGCACCUGACUGCAAAAUGAGAGCCAGGAGGUCAUGUGUGAAGUCAGUAUGGUAAAGAGCUGGUAGAGGAGGCCAGCGUGUCCUUUACUCAGGGACCACAGCACCUGAGUGGAACCUCACAAGCCUGGGCCUGCUCCUUCUGGAUAGACAGGACUAACAUUUUGGUUUUAUGUGCACAAUGUUGCAAGACUUAAAGACUCAAAAGCCAUACUGUCCUGUAUGAUACUAGGGAGGGAGCAGCCCUGAGCAGUUGCAGUUUUUAAAAACCUUUUAAUGAAAACAUUUGAUCGUUCCAUUUUUGUGUACUGUGCAUUGCCUCCUCCCCCCAUUUACUACUUCUCCCACACCCCCAACCUCAACUACAAUUUUCUUGAAUUACUGGAUGGAUCAACUGGAAAUAUGAAAACCAAUAAAUGUGUUUUUACCUGAA
This is a messenger RNA of Brienomyrus brachyistius, 9749 nucleotides long. Its product is annotated as regulation of nuclear pre-mRNA domain-containing protein 2-like. NCBI's taxonomy places the organism in Eukaryota, Metazoa, Chordata, Actinopteri, Osteoglossiformes, Mormyridae. The record is from RefSeq and is a predicted model, not a curated record. Gene Ontology annotation, molecular function: RNA polymerase II complex binding. The coding region runs from base 365 to 2923 and encodes 852 amino acids. Gene Ontology annotation, cellular component: RNA polymerase II, holoenzyme. Gene Ontology annotation, biological process: mRNA 3'-end processing. The transcript is spliced from 14 exons.